Molecule: messenger RNA, 3296 nt
Organism: Dunckerocampus dactyliophorus (ringed pipefish)
Lineage: Eukaryota; Metazoa; Chordata; Actinopteri; Syngnathiformes; Syngnathidae
Gene: gipc1
Product: GIPC PDZ domain containing family, member 1
Exons: 9
Coding region: 1417-3039 (540 amino acids)
Biological process (GO): regulation of mitotic cell cycle; negative regulation of apoptotic process; protein autophosphorylation
Cellular component (GO): cytoplasm
Molecular function (GO): protein binding; protein serine/threonine kinase activity; ATP binding
Source: RefSeq, a predicted model, not a curated record
GGCUCCACCAUUGUUUUAACUCUUGAGUAGAUUUUUUUUUUUUUUCAAUUGUCGAGAUUUUACUCCCUGUGGAACAGUCUCCCCUGCUCCCGCAUCAAAAAUGAUUCAGUUAUGAUGUAUUGUCUUCUGUGAACCAGUAAGUAGGCACCGGUACAGUACUGUCCCCAGCCCAGGUCAAUGGUAAGAGUCCAGUCCGUUUCGAUAGAAAUAAAUUGUGUCGUUAGAAAGUAACAAUUCCGGCACUCCAGGUGAUUAUGACCUUUAUUAGAGGCCUUUGUUAUCUCUUUUACCGGCUGUGUUUCAUGAUGGAACAGUCGCCCCUGUUUAAAUAAAAGUACAGUAAACUCGCCUUUGAAUACAUGCUGUAAUUACGUUGGUUGCCCACUAGGUGGGAUUAUGAUGCAAGUGUCGUUUUUGAUGGUUUUGUUAGCAUAACGUGCUGUUUUGUUUGACCAGUGUUUCUACAAACGUCUUUUUUGCUAGUAUUCCCAAAUAUUUUAUCUGUCAGUGUGUUUCACGAGUCGCGUAUAAACCAUUUAAUUUUUUAAAGUAUACAGUAUUUCACCACGCACCGACUUGGCUUUGAGUCCAACAAUUAGCACAAGCUGCCUUUAAAGUUCACUGCUUUAUUAUUUUUGGUUCUUUUCCGAUCGAACAAAUUGCGACAAAAUAACAAUUCAACAUAAAAUACCGGAAGGCAUAGUUAGAAUAAACUAACCAAUUCAUUAGGACCACUUGGCUAAAUUAAAAGCAUGGGUCAAUUUUGUCCAUAUCAAACAUAUACUUUGGAAAAACAGCACUCCAAACAAACAAGCACAAUAAACAUAUUACGGUAAUUUCCAAAACCAGGCAUAUUAUUGGCAGUACGUGUACUCAAUGAAAUGUCCAUAGUGUGUGCUUCCAUCACAAUACAGGAAAUGGCUGCUUUUUUCUAAAUAAUCAUCUACACUACUUCUUAAGCGCCCCUCGUAACAAUACUCCACAGUUUGAUUAAAUGUGGCUCUAAUAAAGUAAACAAUCUUUGAUUCAGCAGCCCUCACGUCAGCAGGUCAUCCUCCCGAAACCUCAUUAAAUCAAUUAAUUACGAUGAGAACGGAGGGGGUGGCAUGGCGGCUGUCGUGACGGUGAUUCAUGUCUUUGUCCAAAGUCAGUGUUUUCUUACAAGGUUCCUGCAGCUGAUCCUUCGUGGUGCACUGCGGUUUAAGUCGCAUGUAAGUGUCACGGCCGUGUCUCCUUAUUCGAGUCCCACUGGCACCAUAGCGCCUUUGACGUGUUUGUGACUGCCAAAGGACAGCAGUCCUUUAUGACUACAUUUUACACAAAUACACCAUCUCUAUCGAACACACAGCCUGGAAAACCUGCCUGAUAUUGUCUUAUUUUGCAAGUCGACACACUGUGGAGUUCAUACAAGCAAUCAUGAAUGUGGAUAAGUUUCACACCUUGCCAUUUCUGCCCGCCAACCACUCAGGUGCCGGGAAGAGAGACGUGGCCACCUUUAUGGAAAGCUGCGGUCUGAGGAAAGCUGAUACUAAGGUCUUGAGAAAUGGAGCCCUACUCACAAAGACGCCUUAUGACGUCAUCCCAAAUGUUGGUGAAGCCAAACAGCCGGCAGCUGAGACUAUGUCAUCUAAAAAGGGGGUCCAUACCAAACCAGAAGAAGACAAAGUCGCUGACAUGACCCUGAAGGUCUCCCCUGCCAAAAGGAGCAAACGAAAGGUCACCCCUAAACAAGAGGAGCAGAAAGUUGAAGCCAAAGAGGUGUCAGUGAAAGUCCCACAGCCUAAAAGAACAAAACGAAAGGCCAGCACAAAACCGGAGUCUCUCACAAAGGAGCAGGGAGUCAACACCAACGAGGUCUCAGUGAAGGCGUUGCCUGCUAAAAGAACCAAACGCAACACAAACAACACAAAACCAGAGACCGUCAUAAGAGACCCCAAGGUUGACACCACCGAGCUGUCUGUCAAGGCUCUGCUGGCUAAAGUCCUAAACAGCAAGUACAGCGCCAAACCCGAGACCGCCGCAAAGAAGCCGCAGGUGGAAGUCACGGAAGUGUCCAUGAAAGCUCUGCUGGCAAAACUGACCAACAAGAGGAAGUCGAGCACGAAACUAGAAGCCAAAAAGCCCACACAAACCAGAAAGCCCCCCACGAAGGUAGCUGAGAAGACUGGCAACCUUCCACCAUGUUCCUGUUGCCCUACAACCUCGCAACAAGCCGAUGCCACCAGAACAUUGUUUGUGCAGAAGUAUCAACAGCUAGAGAAGCUUGGGGAAGGAGGCUUUGGAUCUGUUUAUGCGGGUUACAGGAAAAGCGACUGUUUCCCGGUGGCCAUUAAAUACAUUCCCAUAGAAAAAGUAGAAAGUGUUUUUUUGUACAUCAACGGAAAAGUCCAGAAGGUGCCCUUGGAGGCUUGGCUCAUGCUGCAAGCGUCCUCCUUAAAAAAUCCAGACGGGACAUCUGCAGUCGUCCUAUUAUUGGACGCGUAUGAUCUGGAGCAAGAGCUAGUCCUGGUCAUGGAGAGGCCUGUACCAUCUGUGGACCUGUUCACAUAUAGGACCAAAUAUAAGCUAGGUCCACUGGAGGAGUACGAGGCGAAGAACAUCAUGAAGCAGCUGGUGGACACUGCGAUCAAAAUGCAUGCCGUAAACGUUUUCCAUCGGGACUUGAAGCAACGAAAUAUUCUGCUGGAGGCCACCUUCAGUCUCCCUCGAGUGCGUGUUAUAGACUUUGGCUGCAGCUGUUUCGUCAACGAGGAACCGUAUCAAGAAUAUGCUGGAACCUUACGUUAUGCUCCUCCAGAGUACGUCUUCAAGCGUCCAUACAAGGCUGGACCAGCCACGGUAUGGCAACUGGGCGCGCUGCUAUUUGAGUUGCUGGAUGGAACCGAACGCUUCGACACACUCAUGUUCCUCUUCAAAGGCCUUACAUUAAACCGGGUACUGUCCCAAGAUUGCAAGGACUUCUUGUGGAUAUGCUUGACUUCAGACAUGGAACAGCGAGCCACCUUGGAGCAGAUGCAGUGGCAUCCAUGGCUCCUCUGAUUCUGAACACACUUCCUCAAACAACUGACGACCACCCACGGCACCCUACUGGACUUCUCUUCUACUUCUCUGAUGUGUGGUUUUGUAGAUCUACUCACUGGCCGUUUAAGACAGCUCUUGAGCUCGUCUGAAGGACUACACUUUCACUGUGACACCCUACAAUACACCUGCAGCUGGUUCUGCCCCUAGAACCAGCCCCUUCUUGAUAACGCCCUCGCCUCCUCUCCCCUUCUCCCCCCCGCCUGGCCCCCUCAAAG